AUGCCUUCUUUGUCCCUCACUCAUAUCUUGAGCAUUGUGUUUGUGAUCAUGGCUGCCUCUGUUGACCCUCUUGUUGUUGGUCGUGUGAUUGGUGAUGUGGUUGACAUGUUCAUUCCUUCUGUUAACAUGUCUGUGUACUUUGGCUCCAAGCAUGUUACCAAUGGCUGUGACAUCAAGCCCUCCAUGGCUGUUAGUCCACCCAAGGUCACUCUCACUGGCAACAUGGAUAACCUUUACACCCUGGUUAUGACCGAUCCAGAUGCACCAAGCCCCAGUGAACCAAGCAUGCGCGAGUGGAUACAUUGGAUCGUGGUUGACAUACCUGGGGGAACAAACCCAACUCGCGGAAAAGAGAUUCUUCCUUAUGCGGGGCCAAGGCCACCAGUGGGGAUUCACCGCUACAUUUUGGUACUCUUUGAACAGAAGGGUCCUUUGGGAGUGGUGGAGCAGCCACCAGUUAGAGCCAGCUUCAACACCCGCUACUUUGCCAGGCAAUUGGACUUGGGGCUCCCUGUUGCUACUGUUUACUUCAACUCCCAGAAGGAGCCUGCAACUAGGAGGCGCUGA
This is a messenger RNA of Abrus precatorius (Indian licorice), 567 nucleotides long. Its product is annotated as protein MOTHER of FT and TFL1. Gene Ontology annotation, biological process: response to abscisic acid; positive regulation of seed germination. The coding region runs from base 1 to 567 and encodes 188 amino acids. The record is from RefSeq and is a predicted model, not a curated record. The transcript has 4 exons. Lineage: Eukaryota; Viridiplantae; Streptophyta; Magnoliopsida; Fabales; Fabaceae.